UGCCAUUGAAGCUCAGAAAAAACACCAAGGCAAAUAUUUACAGAGUUCACAAAGCUUCCUAGCUAGUUUUACUACUUACCUUAAAACACUCAAAAAAUCUUGUCAGAAAUGGCUCCUCAAGUGCCCUCCGUGGAAGUUAUCCCAACCGGCACCGGGAAAAUCCCGGCCAUUGAUGCCGCCGACCACCCGACAAAGGGUUAUGUGACGUUCUUAGCUGGUAGUGGUGACUAUGUGAAAGGAGUGGUUGGUUUGGCUAAGGGUUUGAGAAAGGUUAAGAGUGCUUACCCUCUCGUCGUGGCGAUCUUGCCCGAUGUUCCUGAGGAGCACCGUGAGAUCUUGAGGUCACAGGGUUGCAUUGUCAAGGAGAUUGAGCCCAUUUACCCGCCCGAAAACCAGAUUCAGUUUGCCAUGGCUUACUAUGUCAUCAACUACUCCAAGCUUCGUAUUUGGAACUUUGAGGAGUACAGCAAGAUGGUGUACCUGGAUGCAGACAUCCAAGUGUACGAGAACAUCGAUCACCUGCUGGACACACCUGACGGCUACUUCUAUGCUGUAAUGGACUGUUUCUGCGAGAAGACAUGGAGUCACUCUCCACAGUACUCUAUAGGGUACUGCCAGCAGUGCCCUGAUAGAGUGAAGUGGCCUGCUGAGAUGGGAUCCCCUCCUCCGUUGUACUUCAAUGCUGGCAUGUUUGUGUUUGAGCCCAGCAAAGUCACUUAUGACAACCUUCUUGAGACUCUGCUCAUCACCCCACCAACACCAUUUGCUGAGCAGGAUUUCCUGAACAUGUUCUUCCAACCAAUCUACAAGCCAAUUCCACUGAUUUACAACCUUGUUCUCGCAAUGCUUUGGCGCCACCCGGAGAACGUAGAACUUGAAAAAGUUAAAGUUGUUCACUACUGUGCUGCUGGAUCAAAGCCGUGGAGGUACACUGGCGAAGAAGCGAACAUGGACAGAGACGACAUCAAGAUGCUGGUGAAGAAAUGGUGGGAUGUUUACAACGAUGAGUCACUUGAUUUCAAGGGUGAAGAUGGUGUUGCCGGGGAAGAGGCCUUCUCCAAGCCUUCAAUAAUGGCUUCCAUGCCCGAACCUGCGGUUUCUUACAUCCCUGCCCCUUCUGCUGCUUAAGUUUGAACAAGUGAAGGAGUUUAAUCUGCAAAAAUGAUGCAACUCCAACGCACGUACGUCUUAUCAUGUUAACUAAAGUUUUCUGCUUUUGGUGUGUAACUGAUCAAGAAUAUGCAUAAGUUUGGUGCUGUCUGAUUCCGUCUGAUCAUAUGUAAUCUCCUAGCAGUAAAGAAAUGUAAUUGUUCUGCUGCAAUUAUUAUCAACUUUUCUCUGUUAUACUAUUAGCAAA
This is a messenger RNA of Sesamum indicum (sesame), 1357 nucleotides long. Its product is annotated as galactinol synthase 1. Gene Ontology annotation, molecular function: glycosyltransferase activity. The record is from RefSeq and is a predicted model, not a curated record. Lineage: Eukaryota; Viridiplantae; Streptophyta; Magnoliopsida; Lamiales; Pedaliaceae.